Carassius auratus (goldfish) is the source of this 2855-nucleotide messenger RNA. Its product is annotated as ribonuclease inhibitor-like. Lineage: Eukaryota; Metazoa; Chordata; Actinopteri; Cypriniformes; Cyprinidae. The record is from RefSeq and is a predicted model, not a curated record. Gene Ontology annotation, molecular function: protein binding. Bases 63 to 983 code for a protein of 306 amino acids. The transcript has 7 exons.
UAUGUGACGUACUGGAGGAUUCACACUGUAAACUGGAGAGAUUGAGUUUAAGCUGUUGUUAUAUGACAGAUGAAGGAUGUUCUGCACUAACUUCAGCUCUGAAAUCAAACCCUUCACACCUGAGAGAACUGAACCUUAGUGGCAACGAACUAGGAGACUCUGGAGUGAAAAGCCUCGGUGAUCUACUGAUGAACCCACAAUUCAAACUGGAGAAACUACAUCUGUGUGAAUGCAGUAUUAAAGAGAAACAGUGUUUCAUCUUGACUUCAGAUAUGAAAUCAAACCCAUCACACCUGAGAGAACUGGACCUCAGUAGAAAUGAACUAAAAAACACAGGGGUGAUUCACUUAUGUGAUGUACUGAAGGAUUCAUGCUGUAAACUGGAGAGAUUGAGGUUAAGAUACUGUUAUAUGACAGAUGAAGGUUGUUCUGCUGUGACUUUAGCUCUGAAAUCAAACCCAUCACAUCUGAGAGAGCUGAACCUCAGUGGAAAUAGACUAGGAGACUCUGGAGUGAAAAACCUCUGUGAUCUACUGAAGAAACGACAAUGCAAGCUGGAGAAACUAGAUUUGAGUAAAUGCAGUAUUACAUGCGAGCAGGGUCUCAUCCUGACCUCAGCUCUGAAAUCAAACCCAUCACAUCUGAGAGAACUGGACCUCAGUGAGAAUCAAAUAAAAAACACAGGAAUGAGUCAAUUAUGCAAUGUACUAAAGGAUCCACACUGUAAACUGGAGAGAUUGAGCCUAAAUUUCUGUGGCAUUACAGACGUUUCUGCUUUAACUCAGUCUUUGACAAACACAAAAGCACUGCAGUUUCUAAAAGAGCUUGAUCUGACAAACAAUAUGAUUGGAGACUCAGUUAAGCAGCUCAUUAGUGUGCUACGAGGCUCAAACUGUAAACUAAAACAGGACUGUGAACAGUUUCUGUUUAGAGCUGCUACAAAGCACACUGGUAUGCAAUUUACAUCCUGUUCCAAAUCUUAGAAUCCUGUGAAAAGGAGCUUCAUUAUCAGAUGAGGAUCUUCAGAUGAGCCUCAUUAUAGGAUGAGCAUAAAUUAAUUUGUGAUGAUGUGACGUCUGUACCCAGAAUCUAUUAUGUUCAUUAAAUAUUUGUGUACUUUUUUCUUAAAUAUCAGGACAAAAGAGAAAAAUGAAAUCAAUAUUUGUAUCAGUUUUAAAACUUAAACUGGUAGCACUGUGUCAGAUAUAUAUAUAUAUAUAUAUAUAUAUAUAUAUAUAUAUUUUUUUUAUUCUUAUAUGCACACAUUUGCAAAAUACUGCAGCUAUUAGUUAUUUUAAUGAAGGAAAUACACACAUGCACUUUAAAAUGAAUAAAGCUAAAUUCUUAGGAACAUCCAUGUGCAGGAAUGAUAUUUGAUAUUGAUAUUGGUUAUUGUUGGUUGUUUUAUUCACAGGUGGAGCAGUGAAGUGAAGAGUCAAUCAUCAGAACAGAGCGGAUUCUAAUUUUCAAAUAUAUGACAUAUAUAUAUAUAUAUAUAUAUAUAUAUAUAUCAGAAAUAUUGACAAAUACUCCAUCAAUCCAUCAACUCAAUUAUUUGAAUGGGUCACACAUCUGAGAAAGGGACACUUUAAUCAAUGCCAGUUAAUACUCCAUGGAAAAAUAAAAUAAAAACAGGUUUAUGCAUCAUUGAUUAAUGUUAAGAAGCAGAAAAUGUGGAACAUGCAUUAAUAGUAUAAAUUAAAUUGAAACAAUUUGUCAGACAUUUACAAUAUCCAGCAUUUUAGAGAAUAGUCCAAAAUCCAGGGAAAAUAAUAAAAGAUGAAAAUUAAAAAAAUAAUAAAAAUAGAAAGAGAAAAUGGUACUCGCUGGAUUUGAUCUCCAUCCUGGAAAACAUUUCUAAAUAUUCAUUUCUAAAUAUUCAUUUCUAAAUAUUCAUUCUUAAUAUUCAUUAAAUGUUCAUACACAGCUUGAGAAGAAAGGGUUUGUUCAGUUUGAACUAUUUUUUUCUAUUUAGUAUUUUUGGAUAAGAAUAAUAAGCACUUCAUCUGUACUUAGUGUCUUUCAUUCCAACAUAAGAAAACAUUUCUGGACUCUGCAUCUGAAAAAGCAAUUACAGUAUGUGUAUUUACAGUUUAUGUGUCUCAGAGGGGACAUGGAUGCAUUUAACCUGCAGUCACAGAUGGAAAAAUAAUGUUUUGUUUUUAAUAUAGAAAUAUAUUUGAAAUAGUUUAACUGAUUAAUUCAACGGAUUCAUUCAAACGGCUGAUUCAUUCAAUAAUUAAACACUAUCCAUUGCUUAGAGAUCCAAAGCAGUGCUGUGAUCUUUGUUUACAAUUAUUUUUGUUAGCAAAAUUGAGAAAAAGCAAGCAAUAUUAUGUCUAAAAUGUAAGUCACUUAUUGCUUUACUGAACUUGUGUAAAAUUAUGAAAUGUGUUCAUGCUGAUAUUUGCAGAAAAUGUUUAAUCUUUGUGUGAUAUAGAUUAAGUUAAAUAUAUUAAAUUAUAUAAACAUAAAAAGCAUGCAGAAGCUUUUUUGCCAUCUACGAUUUAGAAUGUCUGUGAUUUUGAGUUUUAAUAGACUAAUAAAUCAUGUGCAUGCACUAUGUGUGAUUUGGUGAAAUACCUGAUAAUUUUCAGGUAUUGCACAUCAUUACAACAAAACUUACCAUAUUAUUGCAGACAAUGCUGUAUCGCACACCCCAGAGUUGACUUUAGUGGGAAAUUAACUAUAGUAAGUACUGUAACAGUACUUAUUACUUCGCAGUCGUGGAAAGAGUACUGAAAAUUAGUACUUAAGUACAAGUAAUGUUACAUUGAUAAAAAUAAAUACUCAAUUACUAGUAAAAGUACUGCUGUCAAAACAGUGCUUAAGUAAAAGUAAAAAGUACUCCCCUC